Molecule: messenger RNA, 1242 nt
Organism: Ostrinia nubilalis (European corn borer)
Lineage: Eukaryota; Metazoa; Arthropoda; Insecta; Lepidoptera; Crambidae
Product: zinc finger protein weckle-like
Exons: 3
Coding region: 163-1242 (359 amino acids)
Cellular component (GO): nucleus
Molecular function (GO): zinc ion binding
Source: RefSeq, a predicted model, not a curated record
ACACGGAACAAAAACAAACAAUGAUGGUCCUGUCAUAAUUUUACAAAAUUACCAGAUUGAUUUAUAAACAUUUUUGUCAUGAUUAAGUAAAUUAACCCCAACAAAUAACAUUUUGCACAAAAUAAUUGCAAUGUGUUAGUAAUUUUAGAUCAAAUCAGCAGUAUGAAUGACUUUUCAAGUUUAGAAAAAACUAUAGUGCGUGAGUUGUCGUGUCGUUUGUGUCUCUGUACAGACGUGGUGAAGCUCAAGCCGCUCAGCACCGAGGUGAAACGCAGAAUCAAAAGGCUCUUUGAUAUCAUAGUGCGCACAGACGACAAUCUUCCAAAAGCAAUAUGCCACGACUGCCUGCAACAAGUGGCCGCUAUGCACCUGUACGCUGUCAAAGUAGAGAAAACUCAAAAGUUUCUUGACUUCCACAAACUAAAAUCUCUGGAAGAAAGAAGAGAACAGCAGUCGAUGGACAAAGUGCACCCUGUGGCAGCCUCGCAAUCCUCUCAAAACGUUACAGAAUCAAAUAAGAAACAGCCAAAUGCGCCCAAACCUAAAACGCCUCCCUCCGAACACCAGCAAGGUGACGUGAAACCGGCCAAAAAGCAAAUCCCCAAGAAAAAAUCGCCAUCAGACAUGAAGUUUAUGGAAGCAAUGCCAUUGGAAGAGUUCGCAAAAGCGGAGAAAGUAGAUAAAUCGUUACUCAAUAGCACGUCAUUGGUUAACAAACCUCCGACACAAGCGGAUAAGAAAGAAGCGAACAAAAAAGAAAGCAGAACAGAAUCCGCCGAGUUGUCUGAAGCCUUAGAUCCGAUUGUCCUGAUAGACGGCAGGCCUGCGCGGCAAGGUGCCGCCUUAGACAGACAAAUAACGCUGUUUUACAAAAUGGAAUGUUGUAUUUGCCACGAAAAAGGUUUUCAUUUCAGGUCUUUGAUGAAACAUUAUAAAGACAGGCACGGUGUGCCCGGGUAUGUGACGUGUUGCGAGAAAAAGUUUCACUAUUUCUACCCAAAGAAGAUUAUAGAACAUAUGGCAUUUCAUUUGCAACCGAAUAUAUUUAUGUGUUCAAGCUGCCACCAGAACUUCCAAACAUCUCAAGAACUGGUCGAGCACCAGAGCAACGGCGGGCGCUCCGAGGGCAAGAUCGUGUGCCCGCGGUGCACGGAGCGCUACCCUACCUACCGCGAGCUCGGCUGGCACGUGGUCUCGCACCGCUCCGACAAACUACAGUGCGAUUAUUGCGGUAAAAUGUGA